AUGGGGGAGGGGGAGAGUGUGCAACGAAUGAGGGGAGGGGGUGGGGUGAAAACCACUACAGGGGUGGGAAUAGGGGCAAGGGUUGGUAUACAGUACGACAACGCUACAAGUCGACUUCUUAUUUCUCCGCUCGUCGGAGCUAUUUUUCUGAGUCUACUAUUGCGCCUGAAGAUAAUUAAGUCGCCAUGGGGCGCGGCGCGGUUCCGGUCUCUGGACUACUCGGAGCGCAACGGCUACAUCAAGGGCGUCGUCACCGAGAUUCUCCACGACUCGGGCCGCGGUGCUCCCCUCGCAAGGGUGCAGUUCCGGCACCCGUUCCGGUUCAAGCAGCAGAAGGAGCUGAUGGUGGCGGCGGAGGGCAUGUACACGGGGCAGUUCGUGUACUGCGGCAAGAAGGCCACGCUGAGCAUCGGCAACGUCCUCCCCGUGCGCGCCAUGCCCGAGGGAACCGUCUGCUGCAACCUCGAGCAGCACGUGGGAGACCGCGGCGCCAUCGCGCGCGCGUCCGGGGAUUACGCGAUCAUCGUCUCGCACAACCCGGAUAACGGCACCACGCGCGUGAAGCUCCCGUCUGGGGCGAAGAAGGUGAUUCCGUCGUCGUGCCGUGGCAUGGUGGGGCAGGUGGCGGGUGGUGGUCGCACUGAGAAGCCGAUGCUCAAGGCGGGUAACGCGUACCACAAGUACCGUGUGAAGCGCAACUCGUGGCCUAAGGUGCGUGGUGUGGCGAUGAACCCCGUGGAGCAUCCCCACGGUGGUGGUAACCACCAGCACAUUGGCCACGCGUCCACUGUGCGACGCGACGCGCCGGCCGGGCAGAAGGUGGGUCUGAUUGCUGCCCGGCGCACUGGGCGGCUGCGCGGACAGGCUGCUGGCUCGCUCAAGAUGGAGAAGGGUGCUUAA
This is a messenger RNA of Closterium sp. Yama58-4, 900 nucleotides long. The record is from the annotation of a GenBank genome assembly. NCBI's taxonomy places the organism in Eukaryota, Viridiplantae, Streptophyta, Zygnematophyceae, Desmidiales, Closteriaceae.